This is a messenger RNA of Callorhinchus milii (elephant shark), 1035 nucleotides long. It is a transcript of the gene dnajc17, whose product is annotated as DnaJ (Hsp40) homolog, subfamily C, member 17. Bases 36 to 965 code for a protein of 309 amino acids. The record is from RefSeq and is a predicted model, not a curated record. NCBI's taxonomy places the organism in Eukaryota, Metazoa, Chordata, Chondrichthyes, Chimaeriformes, Callorhinchidae. Gene Ontology annotation, molecular function: nucleic acid binding. Gene Ontology annotation, cellular component: spliceosomal complex. Gene Ontology annotation, biological process: spliceosomal complex disassembly. The transcript is spliced from 11 exons.
GUUCGUGGCUGAGACGGAGACGCACAGGUUUGGACAUGGCCGCCAAGGAGAUCCUCCAACUCGACCUGUACUCGCUGCUGGACAUCAGCGAGGACGCCACCGCCAAAGAGAUUAAGAAAGCGUACAGACAGAAGGCAUUGAAAUGUCAUCCCGACAAAAACCCAGACAAUUCCAAAGCAGCCGAUCUUUUCCAUCAGUUGUCCCAGGCACUGGAAGUUCUGACAGAUGCAGCAGCCAAGGCGGCCUAUGAUCAGAUCAGAAAAGCUAAGAAGCAGGCAGCUGAGAGAACCCGGAAACUCGACGAUAAGAGAAAGAAGGUGAAGCUCGACUUGGAAGCCCGGGAAAGAGAAGCCCAGCUGAACGAAGAAGACGAGAUUAAGAUUACAAAGAGUUUAGAUGAAGUGAUUGCCCGACUCAGGGAGGAGGGCUCCAGGCAGUUAGAGGAACAACAGAGGCUCAUCCAGCAACAGAUCAGUGUGGAGAGGGAGCAGCGAUCACAAGGCUCUGAAAACCGACCUGAAUCUGACAGCAGUCCGACCCCUAAACUGAAACUCAAGUGGAAAUGUAAGAAGGAUGACGAGACAAAUGGUGGAUACUCACACCAGUUUCUCCUUUCCAUUUUACAGAAGUACGGAGAGAUUCUCAACUUGUUGGUGUCCAGUAAAAAGAAGGGAAGUGCUGUGGCGGAAUUCUCCUCCGUCAAAGCAGCUGAAUUGGCUUUUAAGAACGAGUUGGGUUUAACGGAUAAUCCCCUGAAAAUCUCCUGGCUGGAAGGCCUGCCACAGCCACCACCUGACAGGAAUGCAGCAAACACACCGUUCUGCGUGGAGCCCAGUGCAGCCCGAUUGUUGCAGGGCUCGUUACGCACGGAACGGGACUACGAGAGCCUGGUGAUGAUGCGCAUGCGGCAGGCGGCAGAGAGACAACGGCUGAUCGAGGAACUACAGCAGGAGGAGGACUUAUAACCUGGCCACAAUAAUGACCACUCUCAGGCCCACAUACAUUGAACUGGAAUAAAUAGUCAUUUUAUAUGAA